GAAAGAAAAAGAGAGGCUUGUGAAAGAAAUAGGACAUGAAUUCGAACAAGCGUUGAAUAACUCCAAUAUGCUUGGCAGACGUUUAGAAGAAGUACUAGGCGUUGGCAAGGAGUUCAACACGAUAGCUGCACUCUGGGGUGUAUUUGGGAAUAUAGUCGGCAAAGACACAAAGGAGGAUGACAAUGAUAGCAGUAGUAGCAUCAUUCAUCAACAAGGUAUACCCGGAACUGGCUCUGUAAAUUAUUUGUAAUUUAUUUCUCUUUAUCAACGACUACGAUGGCAGCAAAGACAGAUUACGAACUUAUUUAUUGGCCUAUCCCUGGUAGAGGUGAAUUCAUCCGUCUCUGUUUUGAACACGCUGGUGUUUCCUAUGUCGACACACCAGGCGGGAUAGAUCAAGUUAUGGAGUACGUUUCAGGAGAUGUUGAUAUUGGCAACAACAACAUAGCAUUCGCAACGCCAAUCUUGAAAGAUAACACGAAUGGUGUUGCAAUUGCCCAAACUCCUGCUAUAUUACUUUACCUUUCCACACGAUUGGGGUUAUCAUCCGAUGACGAAAUCCAAAAGAUUCAGAUUCAUCAACAUGCUUUAACAGCAUUGGAUUUAUGUUCUGAGGCGCACAACACCCACCACCCAAUCAGUGCGAACUUAUACUACGAAGACCAGAAAGUCGAAUCAGAAAGAUUCUCUGAAUCUUUCCGUAACGAACGUAUUCCAAAGUUUCUCACACAUUUUGAGACAAUUUUGUCUAAGAAUUUGAAAGCGCAAAAGAAAUAUCUCGUCGGCGAUCAUAUAACUUAUGCUGAUUACGCACUCUGGCAAGUUAUCGAUGGUUUGAAAUUCGCUUUCCCAAAGAGAAUGCAAACUCUCUUGCCUGAUUACAAGAACAUCAAUGCUUUCUACGAUAACAUCAAAUCACAAGAUCACAUGUUGUCUUACCUCAAAUCAGAUCGCCGUUUGCCUUACACAGACGGUAUUUUCAGACAUUAUCCAGAGUUGGACGCAGAGUAA
Wallemia mellicola CBS 633.66 is the source of this 1011-nucleotide messenger RNA. RefSeq names its product glutathione S-transferase-like protein. Gene Ontology annotation, biological process: glutathione metabolic process. Gene Ontology annotation, molecular function: glutathione transferase activity. The transcript has 8 exons. The coding region runs from base 277 to 1011 and encodes 244 amino acids. The record is from RefSeq and is a predicted model, not a curated record. NCBI's taxonomy places the organism in Eukaryota, Fungi, Basidiomycota, Wallemiomycetes, Wallemiales, Wallemiaceae.